AUGUAUAUCACGGAUCACAGCAACAAUUACAAUAAUGAUUCCGACACUUCUUCGCGCUUUUCCGAAGAACAAGAUCAAUUAGACCUUUUAACAACUCGAAUUAAUAAAAAUUUGGAAAAAAUUUCGAAUCUUCAAGAUUCCGGUCUUGAAUUAUUGAUAUCAGUUAACCAACGGCACGGCCCAAUCAAUAAAACAUGUAGGGUCGUGCCUGAAGUUAGAGAUCAAAUAAAUGUUGUACUCGAAAAGGCCAUCGAACCUUCAAUUAAAUUGGGAAAAAAAAUUAGUAAUGAUAUCGAUAGAGUACUUUUAAUAAUGUCCCAAAGUGAUGAUGUAUAUAAAAGGUGGUCAAGGAAACGGGACCGUGAAACUAUCGAAGUAAGGGAAAAUGAUGAAAAACACCAAAUUAAAAGGAUAAAAGUAUAUGAAGUGGAAGAUGCAGAUGAAGAAACUAAAGGGCCCGGAGGAGAAACGCAAGAAUUACCAGAAUUUCCGGUAUCCCAUUUAGUAUAUGCAUUAUAUCCCAAAACCACUUGCUUUUAUAAAGCAUCCGUGGUUGUUCCACCAAAAGAUAAUAAUGCUUUACGAUAUGUUGAUGCUCUUUACGUGUUGGAUAUUUCGGAGCAUAAACCAUAA
Molecule: messenger RNA, 633 nt
Organism: Diversispora eburnea
Lineage: Eukaryota; Fungi; Glomeromycota; Glomeromycetes; Diversisporales; Diversisporaceae
Source: the annotation of a GenBank genome assembly